AUGGAUUCCGUCCUCGCCCCUUCUUCCACGUCGUCUUUCUCUUCUCCAUUGAACAAUAAUAAUAAUCAUCAUCAUCAUCAUAAUAAGAAUUUUUACAAAAGUAAUAUUAAUAAUAGUAAGAAUAAAUCGCGCUUCUCGGUGCCAUCGAGUUCUGGAAUCUGUAAUUUGAGAAAGUUUAGUACGGUCAGUUUUGGCUACGGAUACCGUUACGGUUGCGGUUGUCGUUUGAGGAGGAGUUCCGGCUGUUCGAAGAUCCACGAUUCGACGCGUGGCGUGAUGGCUUCUUCUGCUUCGCCUGAGAAUUCAAAGCCUAAGGUCGUGACCGGUCCUGGUGGUUAUGUCCUUGAAGAUGUUCCUCACUUGUCAGAUUACAUUGCCGAUCUUCCUACUUAUCCCAAUCCGUUGCAAGACAAUCCGGCAUACUCAGUUGUUAAGCAAUACUUUGUCCAUGUAGAUGAUUCCGUUCCUCAAAAGAUUGUUGUUCACAAGGACAGUCCAAGAGGAGUACAUUUCCGACGAGCUGGACCACGUCAAAAGGUGUAUUUUGACUCGGAUGAAGUUCAUGCCUGUAUUGUGACGUGUGGUGGUCUAUGCCCUGGACUCAAUACUGUGAUUAGAGAGAUAGUAUGCGGUUUACACCAUAUGUAUGGCGUGAAGAAAGUUUUGGGGAUAGAUGGAGGAUACAGGGGAUUUUAUGCUAAAAAUACCAUACAAUUAAAUCCCAAGGUUGUCAAUGAUAUCCAUAAACGUGGUGGAACAAUCCUUGGGACAUCACGAGGUGGGCAUGAUACCUCAAAAAUUGUUGACAGCAUUCAGGAUCGCGGAAUUAAUCAGGUGUACAUUAUUGGAGGAGAUGGAACUCAGAGAGGUGCAUCUGUGAUAUUUGAGGAAAUUAGAAGGCGUGGUCUCAAAGUUUCAGUUGCUGGAAUCCCCAAAACCAUUGACAAUGACAUUCCGGUUAUUGACAAGUCCUUUGGCUUUGACACUGCUGUCGAGGAGGCUCAACGUGCCAUUAAUGCUGCUCAUGUUGAAUCUGAAAGUAUUGAGAAUGGUAUUGGUCUUGUGAAGUUGAUGGGUCGCUACAGUGGUUUUAUUGCAAUGUAUGCUACUCUUGCAAGUCGAGAUGUGGAUUGUUGCUUGAUUCCAGAGUCACCCUUUUAUCUUGAAGGACCUGGUGGACUUUUUGAAUACAUUGAAAGACGACUUAAAGAAAAUGGGCAUAUGGUUAUUGUGAUAGCCGAGGGUGCAGGACAGGAGCUACUUUCUGAGAGUAUGCAAUCAAUGACUCAGAAAGAUGCUUCAGGGAACAAGCUUCUCCUGGAUGUUGGGCUAUGGAUAUCACAGAGGAUCAAGGACUACUUUUUAAAACAAAGGAAGAUGCCCAUAAACCUCAAAUAUAUAGAUCCUACUUAUAUGAUUCGUGCUAUUCCAAGCAAUGCAUCUGACAAUGUUUACUGCACACUUCUUGCCCAAAGUGCUGUGCAUGGAGCGAUGGCAGGGUACACUGGCUUUACAAGUGGUCUUGUUAAUGGCAGGCAGACAUACAUUCCCUUCAAUCGAGUUAUUGAGAAACAAAACAAGGUUGUGAUUACAGAUAGGAUGUGGGCAAGGCUUCUAUCUUCAACAAAUCAACCUAGCUUUUGGAGUGCUAAAGAUGUCAUUGAAGACAAAGUUGACGGAGAAGAAUCAAACCAAUUGUUGGAUAAUGGAAAUUGUAGCGAAGAGAGUUUGGUUUGCAAGGAGAUAACCAAUUGAAGUCAGUAGUAUACCACCGCUACUGCUUUAGCCCGGAGUUAAAGAUAGCCGGCUGCCUAGUGUUCUUCCAUAAGCCCUGAAUUAUUCUGUUAUAUGUAAUUUUCAGCGGUUUGAUUUUUUUUUCACUUGCUGAAGCUUAAGAGCAAAACUUAUAUGGGUCUAUCCCUCAUUAUCUGCUGCAAUAGUGUCCAUUUCUGAUGACAAUGUUCAAUGGAAGUAAUAAUAUCUAGCGUGCUUAUCUCAAGGCAGUUGUGAUUCUA
Theobroma umbraticum is the source of this 2015-nucleotide messenger RNA. RefSeq names its product ATP-dependent 6-phosphofructokinase 3. NCBI's taxonomy places the organism in Eukaryota, Viridiplantae, Streptophyta, Magnoliopsida, Malvales, Malvaceae. The record is from RefSeq and is a predicted model, not a curated record. Gene Ontology annotation, biological process: fructose 6-phosphate metabolic process; glycolytic process. Gene Ontology annotation, molecular function: ATP binding; 6-phosphofructokinase activity.